CUUUCAGUUCUAUUUGAGACAUUUACUUAAGUGGACAAAAAUAAUUUAAACCGCAAUAGUUUCUUACACAAAUAGUUAUAUAGAUAUUAAUUAGUUAAUUUGAAGUGGCAACAUAACGUAAAAGUUAUUAAAUAAUUAUGUCAUCUGCACCUGCCACACCUGCUGCCGCAAACAAUAAAGAUGACGAGAUUCAAGUUCCAAAAUCUGAUGAUUUCUUUGAGUCAAAAACGUUUCGUCUGCUAACGUUAUUCAUCUACAUGGGUGGUGUGGGUGGUCUUGGUAUGACACUCGCUAUGUAUUACUUAUUCAUUUGGGACUCGCGUAUGCCGCCAUUACCAGAAUAUAAGCAUACACAUCAUAUUGGUUAAGGAACGUGUUGAUAUAUCUUUCAUUCUAUAAUUUCUAUGUAAUG
Molecule: messenger RNA, 412 nt
Organism: Teleopsis dalmanni
Lineage: Eukaryota; Metazoa; Arthropoda; Insecta; Diptera; Diopsidae
Exons: 1
Coding region: 138-368 (76 amino acids)
Source: RefSeq, a predicted model, not a curated record